Molecule: messenger RNA, 888 nt
Organism: Phoenix dactylifera (date palm)
Lineage: Eukaryota; Viridiplantae; Streptophyta; Magnoliopsida; Arecales; Arecaceae
Product: acid phosphatase 1-like
Molecular function (GO): acid phosphatase activity
Source: RefSeq, a predicted model, not a curated record
AAAACUUCCAACAGUUAGCUUCCAAUCGGAGCUAAGCCAACCUCAUCAAUCGACUGUCAUUCACCCAAAGAACAAAUAAUGCCACAAUUCCAUCAUCUUCUCCUCUUCUCUCUCGUUGCCUCUGCUGCUGCAUCCCAAACCUACCUGAAGACGGUGGCGGAGGACCCGAUCGAUGGUUUGGCGGAGGAUCCAAAAGUCCAGUACUGCGAGAGCUGGCGGCUGGCGGUGGAGACCAACAACGCCGGCGAGUGGAAGAAGGUGCCAUCUCGGUGCGUCGACGUCGUAGCGGACUACAUCAAAGGACCCCAGUACUUGAUAGAUUCCAAGAUGGUCGCCCGCCUAUCCCACGCCUAUGCCAAGACUGUCAAGCUUGCCGGCGAUGGCAAGGACCUCUGGGUCUUUGACGUCGACGAGACUCUGAUCUCUAAUUUCCUGCACUACACCGUGCAUGGAUAUGACUCGAGAAUGUCUAAUGAGACGGCGGCAUACGAUCAAUGGGUCAAUUCGGGGAAGGCGACGGCAUUGCCGUGGAGCUUGUGGCUCUACAGAAAGCUCCAGAGUCUUGGAUUUCAGUUGGUUCUCUUGACGGGUCGGAAGGAGCAUCAUCGCAACUCCACCGAGCAGAAUUUGAUGGCUGUUGGCUAUCGUUCAUGGAAAAAACUAAUCUUGAGGGAAUCCUUGGAUGCCACCAAGACAGCUAUGACAUAUAAAUCAGAGAAGCGAGCAGAGUUAGAGGCUGAAGGGUACAGGAUUCACGGGAGCUCUGGAGACCAGUGGAGUGAUCUUCUGGGUCCACCAAUGGCCAAGCGAUCCUUUAAGUUACCAAACCCCAUGUACCAUAUUCCGUAGUCCCUUGGCUCGCCUUCCUCCUAUAAGGCUUCUUAUACC